GACGGUGUGUCGGUGCGGACAGGUGGAAGCUUCGGUCUGACGAGCUGCUGUUGUUCUUCACUACAAAGAGAGACGAGAACCGGAGAAACUCUGAGAAUUCACACCGGAACAAAACUAUGAAGCCUCGGCGGGUGAAUUUAUAAACUGUCCGCUAAUUCAGACUAUUAAUUCUGACGGUUUUUAUUUAUCUUUUUAGUGAAAAAUGUCCGAAAGACGAGAGAAAAAUCCAACAGAAACUGCGCAGUCAUAGUUUAAUGGGAGCGGUGACCUGAGCAGAUAUGGCCGCUGACGACAAGGUUGCUAUCCUGACCGACGACGAGGAGGAGCAGAAGAGGAAGUAUGUUCUGGCCGAGCCCUUCAACACGCUGUCGAUGGCUCGGCAGGAUGACGUCUCGGAGGCUCCGCCCCACCAGACGGCGGCGUCGCAGCCCGACUCCAUCGACUGCUGCGAGCGCAUGUGUCUCCGCAUCAACAGCCACCUGCUGGUCUCCAAAGUCUUCUACUUCUUCUUCUACGCCGCCUACGGCUCGCUGCACCCGCUGCUGCCCGUCUACUACAAGCAGCUGGGCAUGUCGGCCAGCCGCAGCGGGCUGCUGGUCGGCAUCCGCUACUUCAUCGAGUUCUGCAGCGCCCCCUUCUGGGGCGUGGUGGCCGACCGCUUCAAGAAGGGGAAGGCCGUGCUGCUGUUCUCCGUCCUCUGCUGGCUGUUCUUCAACUGCGGCAUCGGCUUCGUCAAACCGGCCGAGAUGAAAUGCGAGGAGAUCGGAGCGUCUCCCAUGACGACGCUGCCGCCCCUGGAGACGACGACGCUCCCUCAAAGAAACGCCACCAAUCAGAGCAGCUCCACCAACCGCACCAGGAGCCGCCGGAGCCUCCUGGACCUGCCUGUACUUCCUGAGCUCCUGGACUCGUACUUCAGCGUCCUGCACAGGUUCAGACGGAGCGACGACACCAACGCCACCUCGCCUCAUGUCGCCACCCAGCCACCACCGAACACCACCCUGCAGACCACCACCACCCCGACCACCACCUCCAAGAAGGAGUUCCAGAUCAUCUACAACCAGGACCAGGUGGAGACCAUCUUCCUGCUCAUCCUGCUCGUCAUCAUCGUGGGCGAGUUCUUCAGCGCCCCCGCCGUCACUAUCGUGGACACCGUCACGCUGCAGUACCUGGGUAAAGCCCGCGACCGCUACGGCCUGCAGCGGAUGUGGGGUUCUCUGGGUUGGGGGGUGGCCAUGCUGCUGGUGGGCAUCUGGAUCGACCACACCCACCUCAGCGUCCUGAUCGACGGCGUCGGCUGCGUCCUGCCCGACUACCGGCUGCACAACUACCAGAUCGCCUUCAUCGUGUUCGGCGUGCUGAUGGGCGUGGCCUUCAUCGUGGCCACGCAGUUUUACUUUGAGAAGGGCGACGACUACCAGCAGGAGCUUCCCGAGGUGGUGGAGGACUCGGCCAGCCCUCGGACCUCCACACCCGAGUCCGGCUUCUCGGAGCAGACCCCCAUCAGCCCCGACCAGGAGUUCCACUACAGCGACCUGCUGAAGCUGCUGUGCAGCGUCCGCUACAGCUCCGUGCUGUUCGUCGCCUGGUUCAUGGGCUUCGGCUACGGCUUCGUCUUCAGCUUCCUGUACUGGCACCUGGAGGACCUGAAGGGAACCAACACCCUGUUCGGGGUUUGCUCCGUCCUCAGCCACAUCUCAGAGCUCGCCGCUUAUUUCACCAGCCACAAGUUCAUCGAGCUGGUUGGACACGUCAGAGUUCUGUACAUCGGCCUGGCCUGCAACACGGCCCGCUACCUGUACAUCUCAUACCUGCAGAACGCCUGGACGGUGCUGCCCAUGGAGGUCCUUCAAGGUGUGACCCACGCCUCGGUUUGGGCGGCUUGUAUCUCCUUCCUGAGCGCCGCGGUGCCGCCGGCUCUGAGGACGUCGGCUCAGGGGAUCCUGCAGGGCCUCCACCUCGGUUUGGGUCGCGGCUGCGGAGCGACGGUCGGCGGAGUGUUUGUCAAUUAUUUCGGCGCUGCAGCGACGUUCAGGGGAAUCGGCAUGGCCUCCCUCGUCAUCCUCCUCGUCUUCUCCUUCAUCCAGUGUCUGACUGGAGACGAUGAAGGCAAAGAGGACAAGAUGUUGGCGGAGAACAUCCCGGUUCCGUCCAGCCCGGUUCCCAUCGCCACCAUCGACCUGGUGCAGAGCCAGACCGCCGCCGGCAGCCCGUCUCCGGCUCGCCAGGCCGCCGUGCUGCCCGUGAAGAAGAUCAAACACCAGGAGGACCAGGAGGACGCCAACCGGCCGGCCUGGGUCCUCUCCGGAGCCCCCUGGGUCACCAUCGCCUUCGCCGUCGUCCAGAUCCGGGAGAUGAUGAACGUGAGGAAAGGCAGCGGGCCGCCGCCAGAGACCCAGCCUCUGCAGGUACCUAGUGAGCAGGCGUCAGCUGAAUCGCAUGGAAACCAUAGCGACAACGCCACGGAACCAACGGCAGAACUGCCUGCAACGCUGGACAGCACCCACCCAGCACCCACAGACUCUAACGAUCACCCUCCUACCUCAGGAGGGCCGCAAGAAAACCCAGCAUUCACAGCGGAAAACACACACUGACUGCGCUUAGAUUUAAUUUAUACACACCGAGCUUCAAGCUUCUGCACGCUCUUUAAAAGUCAGUGUUAAAAACUGCUGCUGUGGUGUUUGAAAUGAACCCACUGCAGCUUAUAUUACAUAAACACUGUAUUUGUGGAGAUUAUUGGAAACAUUUGUGCUUAGUCUCGCACAAAAUGAGGCACAAAUGUCCAGAAAAUAUCCUGUAAUGCUGGAAAAAAUGUUUUUAUGUUGUUGAAAUGAAUGAUUUUUGCGGCGGGGACUUUGGUUUAAAUGUGGAGGUGGAUUUGGCAGCAAAUCACCUCUGUGCACUAUUAUUAUUAUUAUUAUUAUUAUUAUUAUUAUUAUUAUUAUUGUUGUUAUUAUUAACUGCCGGUGGAGUGUGAAGAGAAACCUUCAAAUAUAAAUGUGCCUCUUGAUAACUUAUUCAACUUAAUGUACUUAAAAAGUGAAGAAAAUCUAAAGUUUUAUUCAUGAAAUGGCGCUUAAAAGAAGUGACAAUAUGCAGCUUUAGCAAAAUAAAAGCAAAAAAGUUACCAAAAUAAAGUGCAUUUAAUAACUUAGUAGUAGCUGAGGUUAUCCUCUGACACGAAUUAUAAUAUUUGAGAGAUUUUUAAAUCGCAGUAAGGAUUUUUCAUGUACAGUUUUUAUACCGACAGUAUCACUGUGGACUGGCCGCACUGUGCAACUCAUUUCACAAUAAAAGCCUCUCGGUUUCUCCCCCUGGCUGGAUGCUUUUAGUUUGAAGCAGCAGCAGAAGGAGGUUUUAGUGUUUGCAGUAAUUUAAUCCAUAAAAAUCAAUCAGCCUUCUUGUAUUAUAUGGAUAUUAGAGAUUCAAAAAAGAUACCAAAAUGUUAAUAAAUAUGAGAAAUGCAAUUGCUAAGCAGAGUGUAGUGACUUUACACUAAUGUGAGUCGUUAUCUUCCAAAAAAAUCUGUAUUUUAUGGUCAGGGGGAGUUGGUGUCUCAGUUGUAUACGUCCGAUUAUUAUUGUGAGCUUUUAAAAAGCCCAAAUGCUCUGCAGAUAUUUCCAAAAUUCCCAAAGAUUCCUGUAAACAUUUAAGUAAAACUAAGAAAUAUUUUUUUUCAUUUACAUUUUUUCAAUACCAAUUAAAACUGACUUAUGCAUAGUAACACAAAAUAAAUGUUUAAUUUUUUUCCAUGUUGCACAAAUUCAACAAAAUAGCGUCUUUUUUGGCCACCAUAUUAAUAAACAGUGUUUGUUUUGACGUUUGUAUCUGAUUUAGCAAAAUACAAAGAAAAUAAAUGAAUGAAAACAGUCAUAAAAUAGAGUAAAUGUGACUUUAAAAGAAAACAAUUCAAAACAAUUAAAUUUGUUGGUUUAUUUUUUAAAAAUUCAACAUGUUUGGAUGGCAAGGAGAAAAAAGCUGCAAUAUUUAGCACAAACAAAUAGAUUUUGCCAGCCUUUCAAGUUAAAUAAACUUUUUUGCAAAAAUAUCUUAGAACAUGCUUAAAUUUAUUUGAUUAUUACUGACGUUUUUUGCAGAAUUACAUCAUUUUCUGACUCCAAUAUGUGGUCUGGUGGAUAGAUAUCACUCUAGGACUUUGAUAAAAUGGUAUUUUGUGAUUUAUUUAUGUGAAUUUAAUCCGUUUUCAGUGCAGUUUUACACAUUUAGACCAUUAAAAAGACCUUUCUUUCAGAUUUUGUCACUUCUUUUAAAUGGAAAAUCAGAUUUUUGAACGUUUGAUUCCCACAUAGGAGCACACGGUGACGAUGAAGUGCCUCUUUUUCAGCCUCUUAAUCAUUGUUAUUAGAACUUCUUAUGAAGCGAUGUCAAGCAAAGACCCCUUUACCGUAGAUCAGUCCGAUGUUUUUAUACCUAAACUGCCAACAGCCGAUGCUCUCCGCUUCUUUGAUUUUCAUGCCAAACUACUCCCAGUAUUGUGUGUUUUCAUGUCGUCUGUGUAGAAAAAAAAAACUAAGAAAUUCUGUUUACUGUAUGGUUAAAGGACAUUCUGGAACAAGAAGGAAGAAAAUUUAAUGUAAUCUGUCAGUUGUUUUGGUCUGUGUUUGUGUCCUGAUGACCAAUUUCAGCCCUUUAAUACAGAAAAGAACUGUGGCUAACACUAA
Amphiprion ocellaris (clown anemonefish) is the source of this 4682-nucleotide messenger RNA. RefSeq names its product major facilitator superfamily domain containing 6a (gene mfsd6a). The coding region runs from base 279 to 2594 and encodes 771 amino acids. Gene Ontology annotation, biological process: antigen processing and presentation of exogenous peptide antigen via MHC class I. The transcript has 7 exons. The record is from RefSeq and is a predicted model, not a curated record. Gene Ontology annotation, cellular component: plasma membrane. Lineage: Eukaryota; Metazoa; Chordata; Actinopteri; Pomacentridae.